AUGCCUUAUCAAGCCUUUUCUGAGACAGGUGAUACUGUUGUUAACAUGGAGGAUGAGGAAGGAGUUAACGAGAAUAGCCCUUUGUAUCCCUUUGGUGUUCCUGUUAUUUUAUUGAAUGUUAAAUCUCAAAUGGCAUUUGUUCGUAAAGUUUGUAUGAUCUUUGCAUUGCAACUUAUAGUCACUAUAGCAUUUACAGUUUUAUCACUUAUUUUGUUGGUUGGAAUUACAUGGAAAUCAAAUGAUAGUUUUCAACCGCCUUGGUAUUUAGUUGUUUUAUACACUCUACUUAAUGCUGUUAUUAUUGCUGCUCCUAAUUUAAAAGUAAAGCAACAAUUGAUUGCAAUAACCACUUUGGUUUUACAUCCAUGGUUUUUUACAUUUUGGGAUGCUAUACCAGCAGUUAUUUUCUCAACUUUAUUAUCACUCUUUGUUAUAUUGGAUAAUUGGUAUAUGUUGAAAACAAUGAGUAAGGAUGAUUAUAUGGCUGCCAGUAUGCAAACCUACUUGGAUUUAAUAGUACCAUUUAGAAACAAAUCCGCCCAUAUGGAUGAUGACGAUGAUAAUAAUAAGGGUCUUCAAACCGAUCCAUCGAAAGCAACUCCCACCACUUUCAACUCUGUUACUUAUGAUCAACCUUACAGUCUGAAAGAAGGCUCGAAAAAAUCAUUUAAAAGAACUAUUUCGAUUGAAAGGCUAGCUAAAGUAGAAGAAAAACUAGAACGUCAACGUAAAAAAUUGGAAAAAAAAGCAGAAAAACAAAGAGUCAAGCAAAUUCAACAAAUUAACAAAAAAAAAUUUGAAAAAUUUGAUAUGACGCGAGAAUUGAUUGCCGAUAUUGAAGCUUCUUUAAUGGAAGGAACUUUUGGUUCUUUGAUACAAUCUAAUUUAGAAUCAAAAUUUAUAACAAUUAAUACAAUUCAACACAAUAUUUCAAAGAUCAUUAAAUGGAGAAGAAAAGUUAGCGCAGAAUGGGAUGAUGAACUUGAUGCUUUCAUGCCAGUACCUGAAAAAAUUCAUGAUGAUGUUUAUUUAAUGGUUUAUCUUCCAAUUUCAGAACUGGGCAAGAUCAUUGGGCAAAAUUCCAUGAAAGAUUAUCUACAAAAUUUGAAAAAUGCAUUUACUAAUAAAAAGUUGAUUAUUUUAAUAGAAGGUUUUGAAGAAUAUUGCAGAAAGAAAAGAUUACAUCACAAUCGUAAUUUUACUAAUGCAGUUCGUGCAAAAAUUAAUGAAAAUCAAGAAGAAGAUCAAGAAACAAACGAAAUUCAAAGGCACAAGAAAAAACAGCCAGCCAAUAAUAAUAAUUUGGGACCUGAUCCUGAAAAAAUUGAAGAAGAAUUGAUCUGGCUUCAAAUUAUUGGGAAAUGUUCCAUUGUUCACACAAAAGAUAUAAGUGAUACAGUUGAAACUAUAGGUUUAUUCUCAGUAGACAUCUCAACAAUUCCUUACAAGAAUCGAAAUGGAAAUUUGAACUUUUUGAUUGAAGGUCAAAUUCGAACUGGAGUUGAUGCUGGUGAUACAUGGUUACGUAUGUUGCAGGAAAUACAAUUUGUUGCCCCUUCUGUAGCAAAAGGAAUUGUUAAUAAGUAUCCAACAAUCAAGUCAUUGUAUUAUGCAUAUAAACGAUGUAAAGAUAAAGAAGAAGCCGAAAAAUUGUUAACAAGUAUAGAGAUUUCAGGUAUUUGGUUGGGACAAAGAGGUAGAUACAUUAAUAAAUCAAUUUCAAAAAGGGUCUAUGAAAUAUUAAUGGGAAGAAAUCCUAAUAUGGUGAUCUCCUAA
Entrophospora sp. SA101 is the source of this 1776-nucleotide messenger RNA. The record is from the annotation of a GenBank genome assembly. Lineage: Eukaryota; Fungi; Glomeromycota; Glomeromycetes; Entrophosporales; Entrophosporaceae.